AUGGCAACCAAUGAGAUUAGCCCCGCUGAUGCCCAAUCAACCAGACUCGGAAGCGCAACCGAACCAUCUUUGCGCGGUCUACCAACUUUAGCCCGCUGGUAUAUCAACACCCGAGAAUGGGAAGCCAAUGGCCUCGAUCUGCCUUUGUUGGAUAUACUUCGCCCUGCAGAACAGCAAGCCGUCAAGCGAUUCCAUCAUGCUUCAGAUAGGCGCAUGUCCUUGGCAUCGCAUCUGCUAAAGUAUCUAUACAUUCAUCAUGCUUGUGGCGUUGCUUGGAGAGACAUUGUCUUCAGUCGCACCCCUAUGCCUGAGAAUCGGCCGUACUAUGCAUCAAGUACACAAACCCAAGUGGACUUUAAUGUCAGCCACCAAGCCUCUCUCACUAUCCUCGCGGGAGUCAUCGCCCCGUCUCAUGAGCAACUCACACGGCAAGCCGUUCGGGGUGUUGCGCCAUCGCCACCCAGAAUCGGUAUUGAUAUAACAUGCGUGAAUGAGCGACGCAAACCUAUGAAGACCAUGAAAGAUUUCACCGAAUUCGUAUCUAUCUUCAGCGAGGUAUUCUCGGCUAAGGAGAUGGCAACCAUGCAAAAUCCAUUAUCAACUCUCCGUCGAGCCCGCGAACUCGGUCUAGCUGCAUCAUUCCCUUCGGACGAUGUUACAACACUCAUCGAGUUCGGCCUCCGUCUUUUCUACUCUUACUGGGCCUUGAAAGAGGCCUAUCUCAAAAUGACUGGUGAUGCCCUCUUAGCAGAGUGGGUGCGUCACCUUGAAUUCACAAAUGUCAUUCCCCCUGCUCUCGUUGAUCCAUUGAUCGCAUGCAAACCGUACGGCCUAUCCUCCAGAGCGGAGCAUGUACCACAGUCACCUCUCAACUGGGGCCCGCCAUACACAGAAGUCGAGGUCUCCAGAGAUGGAGAAGUGAUCGAAGGUGUCCGUCUUCAGCUGCAGGCCUUUGAGUCCGACUAUAUCAUUGCCACUGCUGGUCGGGGGUGCCCUGUUGGUUCCAUUCCCGAAGACUGUGAGAAUGCUGGCGACCACCACUCACCUAGUCAGCACGGAGCAUCCUCGUCUGGAGGUUUAAUUCAAGAAAAGCGCAUUCCUAUCAGUGCUCAUCUAGCAGUGGGUCAAUCAGAUCCAUGGAGUUUGGAUUCUGACAUUGUCGAUCCGUGGCUCCCAAUGCAGGAGGUUGAUAUUGAACUUGAUAUCCGGGCCUGUGCGGAGGGACGGUGUUCCCAUUGA
This is a messenger RNA of Penicillium cataractarum, 1239 nucleotides long. RefSeq names its product 4'-phosphopantetheinyl transferase family protein. NCBI's taxonomy places the organism in Eukaryota, Fungi, Ascomycota, Eurotiomycetes, Eurotiales, Aspergillaceae. The coding region runs from base 1 to 1239 and encodes 412 amino acids. The transcript has a single exon. Gene Ontology annotation, molecular function: holo-[acyl-carrier-protein] synthase activity; magnesium ion binding. The record is from RefSeq and is a predicted model, not a curated record. Gene Ontology annotation, cellular component: cytosol.